AUGACCCAGCCAACAGCCUCUCCACCAAUCUGGAACGGUGUUCCUGAGAUUAUAGCCAGCGGAUCUCCAUACGAAAUCGGCUUCACCCAUGGAAGCCAGAUUGCAGACAGAAUCGCUGUCUGCAUGGAAAAUUACCAGCGUCUGUUUCUUGAGACAGCCGAAGCUGAUUGGCCUGAGUCAAAAGCCCGCGCUGCAACAUACCUUCCCUCCCUAGAGCAGAAUGAACCUGAUCUGGUCGAGGAAAUGAAGGGGAUUGCUGCGGGUGCGGGUGUCGAAUUCCUGGACAUCCUUGCCCUGAAUCUGCGUAGCGAGAUCUCCUUGACCAACUACUCUGACGGUUGCACUUCAAUUUGCAUGGCAAACCAGUCAACUUCAGAGGUCUUUGUCGCCCAAAACUGGGACUGGGUUGGCGAGGCAGGCCUAACAACCGUCUUUUUUGAUAUUUCAAAGACUGGGAAGCCUCGGAUUCGGAUGAUGGGAGAAGCAGGAAUUGUUGCCAAAUUUGGUAUCAAUGAUGCUGGAGUGGCCAUUUGCAUGAAUGCCAUCAGAUGCGGUACCGUAUCGAAAACCAAGCUCCCAGUUCAUCUCGCCAUGCGACGUGUUCUUGAGUGUCGUUCAUUUGAAGAGGCUUUCGAUAUGCUUUCAAAGAAAGGCAUUGCCUCUUGUGCUAAUCUUGUGAUUGGAGACAAGAGUGGCAAGAUAGCCACCAUCGAAUGUACACCCAAGGGACUGGCACCCAUCUUCCCCGACACAGGCUCCUCUGCCACUUUCCACACGAAUCACCUUUGGUCGCCGAACAUCCCUAAAGGAAUCAAAGACCAUCCAUCCCCCAACUCAUUCUCAAGACUGGAGCGAAUCAAGACCUUGAGUGAUGGCCAGGAAGGAAGCAUUGCCAAGAUUCGAACGUGGCUCUCCGACGAAGUUGGCACGCCUACAUCUAUUUGUCGAUCAACGCCACCCAAUACAAAGGGGAUUGAGCGUAUGGAAACUCUUGCUACAAUUAUUGUAGAUCUCAAGGCUAUGAAGGCUGAGGUAUCUUUCGGCAAGCCGUGUCUUAACCCUCCAGUUCGAACUUUAGAGGUGUAA
Clonostachys rhizophaga is the source of this 1086-nucleotide messenger RNA. Lineage: Eukaryota; Fungi; Ascomycota; Sordariomycetes; Hypocreales; Bionectriaceae. The record is from the annotation of a GenBank genome assembly.